This is a messenger RNA of Metarhizium acridum CQMa 102, 2100 nucleotides long. RefSeq lists its product as uncharacterized. The record is from RefSeq and is a predicted model, not a curated record. Gene Ontology annotation, biological process: carbohydrate metabolic process. Lineage: Eukaryota; Fungi; Ascomycota; Sordariomycetes; Hypocreales; Clavicipitaceae.
AUGCGGUCCGGUAUUCUCAACGCCCUCACCAGGGCCGCCUGUACGCUUUCCGUGUUGGGCGAUAUCCUCCCAGCUGCCGCCAUUUCCGUUGGGAGCACCGUCUUGAUCCUGGCUCGCAAUGAAGGUGAAGCUAAAAGCGCCGCCAUGGGCCUUGACGGCUAUGGGAUACCUUAUCAAAAAGUCAUAUUUCCCGCUGGAGGGACAGGCUUGCCCGUUUUGAACUCUUCGGCAACACAGGGCAAUUUCGGCGGCAUCGUCGUCAUCUCUAAUGUGGCAUAUGAUAACAAUGGCACGUUUGCGAGCGCCGUUACAUCCCAGCAGUGGGCUCAAAUAAACAGCUACCAGUCCACGUUCAAGGUGCGCAUGGUUCGAAUUAAUGAGUAUCCUAGCGCAGAAUAUGGCACCAUCGUUGCCAAUACCGCUGAGCCCGGCUGCUGCGGAAGCAAUGUUGAGCAAAAGAUCAGUCUCACCAAUACCGCGCUGUUCCCGGGGGCAAAUCUCAAAGCAAAUGCCGGUGUAUCUACGCAGGGUCUCUGGCACUACCCGGCCACCAUCACAAACACGACCACGACCAAGGAAGUGGCGAGCUUUGAUGCGGCAGCAGGCUUUCCAUCAAAGACAACUGCUGCCGUGGUCCAUUCUGCCAAUGGCCGUGAGCAGAUGGUCUGGUUCAUUAGCUGGGAUCCUACCUGGUCUCAGACCUCUAGCUAUCUGCAGCACGCCUACAUUCACUGGAUGACACGCAGCUUGUUUGUCGGCAAACGUCAAAGCCACCUGAGCGCCCAAGUUGACGACAUUCAUCUGGACACGGAGCUUUACUCCCCCGCCAAUACUACCUUCAAGAUCCGGACCGGGGAUCUGGAUGCCCAUGUCACUUGGCAAAAGAACCUCGCUACCCGUCUGCCCGCCGGGUCUGACUUCUGGCUGGAGAUGGGCCACAAUGGAAACGGCAACAUCAUCGGCGCCACGUCAACGACGAGUGGUGGAACGACUUGUAAGCCAGCCUACGCCGUUGACUACACCUCUCCCCCAGAUACACCCCUCGAGUUCGUGAAGCCCCCCGGCACCGGCGUGGAUCUCUGGCCCGCGGAAUUCGUGAGCUACACGUGGUCGACCACAUGCGCAAAUCUCGACUCGCUCGGCGCCUGGUUCACCAAGACGGCCAACCUCAACGCCUUUGCUCAUGUGUCGCACACGUUUUCCCAUGAGGAACUCAAUAAUGCCACAUAUCACGACGCCUCCCGUGAAAUCUCCUUCAACCAGGCCUUCCUCAAGUCCACGGGUAUCGACAGAGCGGCCAGAUUCUCUCCCAAGGGCAUUAUCCCACCCGCCAUCACCGGCCUGCACAAUGCGGACGCCAUCAAGGCCUGGACCGACAACGGCAUCGUGUACGUGGUUGGCGACAACACUCGCCCCGUGUUGCGCAACCAGGACAGCGUAUACUGGCCCCUGCGCUCGACUGUGCAAUCAAACGGUCGCGAAGGCAUCACCAUUGUCCCGCGCUUUGCCACCACUAUAUACUACAACUGUGACUUGCCCGCCUGCACUUUAAAAGAGUGGAUAGACACGUCCGGCGGCUCGGGAGACUUCAACGCCCUCCUUGACAACGCGCGGGCCGUCAACACGCGCAACCUUCUCAGCCUUCAAGCCGACCCUUACAUGUUCCACCAGGCCAACAUGCGCCAGAUAGACGUGGCCCCUCUCACCGUUGGCUCACAGACGGGGAAGCUAUCUCUUAUUAUGGCCUGGGUCGAGACCAUUGCCCAAGAGAUGACUCGCCUCACCAACUGGCCACUCUUGUCGUUGAAGCACGACGACCUCGCCACCUACUUCAUCAACCGCAUGACCCUGGACGCGUGUCAGCCAAAGUCUUCGUACACCUACUCUACCGACGGCAAGUCCAUUGAGCGGGUGACGGUGACCGCAAACGGAAACACAUGCAGUGUCCCUGUUCCCGUCACCUUCCCCGGUGGCAUAGCUACCACCGCGCUCGGUGGCCCUCUGAAGUCGACCCAGGUUGGCAGUGAGCCGCCCAUUCUGUGGGUGACACUCUCCGGGAAGCCCGUAGAGAUUCGAUUGUGGACCCCGGUCAAUCUGUAA